AUGAGGUUUGUCCAAUAUAUUCCGACUGGAAUUCCAAACGAAGAUGGUGAGUUCUCGGGAAGGAACUAUACAGUUGGAAAAGUCAUACAACAACUGUAUGAUAUUAGGAAAGCUUCAAACCCCAAACUUGCAAUGACACUCAAAUUGCUUAUGAAUUCGACAUGGGGAUAUUCCAUUAAGAAACCUCAAGAGAUGAAGAGUAAACAUUAUGAGAAGGUCGACAACUUUGUUGAAAGGUUUUCUCCUUUUGUUUUGAAAUACGAGUUCACCGAAGGUCAAAAUGGCUUAGUAACCACAGUAAAACCUAUUGUCGAACAUUGGUCUUACCCUCAGUUCGCAAAGGCAGUCCUUGACAACUACAACAAAUUUUUCUCAGAGGUUAAAUCGAAAAUUGUGGUAUACUAUGAGAACAUUGAUGCACUCAUGACGAACGAGGAAGGGUAUAACAAACUCAUUGAAAUGGGUUUAGUUGGUGAGAAAAUGGGCUGUUUUAAGCUAGACAAGGUAUUUUCCGAAGUUCAUGUCCUCUCCAAGCGUAAGUACUGGGCCAUACUUGAAGACGGCACAGAAAUAAAACAUUGCAUGAAAUAA
Messenger RNA from Trichomonas vaginalis G3, 591 nucleotides. Its product is annotated as DNA/RNA polymerases family. The transcript has a single exon. Bases 1 to 591 code for a protein of 196 amino acids. Lineage: Eukaryota; Parabasalia; Trichomonadida; Trichomonadidae. The record is from RefSeq and is a predicted model, not a curated record.